GCGAGCUCUGGAUACGCGGAUUAUCCCGCUACACUGGAUUUGACCUCAGCAUCACUCCACCGCGCUCCAUCACUCGAAAUGUGGAUUUAAGGUUUUUUUUUUUUUUUUUGAGAAAAUUUGUAGAAUAAACCGGAUUCUCCACCGGUGGAGUACAAUCUGCGUCAUACAAGAUCAGGCAAAAGAAGGACCGAUGUGGCCAUUAACAUGCAGCGAUAUAAUAGAAUCAGAAGCAAUAUGGAGCAUCUCUGUUUUAAUCCAGAAAGUCGACUCAAGGGAACAUCAUCAGUAAAGCCCAUCUAGAUAACAGAAGCAGACCAGUUGUCCACUUCUAAUAUCAAGGCUGUUUGGUUUUUUUGGAAUUCAUCCCGGUACCGUUAAACAGGAUUUAGGAUAGCAUGUGUCAAGAACCUCAAUGGCCUCACCUUCUUCAUUCAUAUGGUUAUCAUCUAAAGGAUUUGAUGUUUCUUCAGUGACCUCCUUAUCGUUUGCCAGAAAAGAUAACUGAGGAGUUUUAUUUUGUUCAUUGCACUCUUGUAGCAUAACCACUGGUUACCAUGCCUCCCAUUUGCUGGCCCCAUUGUAUACUAUUACUAUUCAGCACCUUCCUGAGUCUUGGUUUGGGCCUGGAGUUCACAGGUUCAGAGGGUCAGUGGGCACGCUAUCUUCGCUGGGAUGCCAGCACCAGAAGUGACCUCAGCUUUCAGUUCAAAACAGCUAUAUCAGAUGCACUGGUUCUCUACUUUGACGAUGGAGGAUAUUGUGACUUCCUGCUCCUGAGUAUUGAGGAAGGCAAGCUGAAGUUGCAUUUUAGCGUGGACUGUGCAGAAACCACUAUAACCUCCGACAAGAUGGUAAAUGACAGUCGCUGGCACUUUGCCACCAUCAGCAGGCACAACUUGCAAACCGUGUUGGCGCUGGAUGGAGAGUCAAAGGUGGACGAGGUGAGACCACAAAGGCAGUUCAUGAAGAUUGUCAGUGACCUGUAUCUUGGAGGAGUGCCUCAAGACAUUCGGACAGCUGCCCUAACACUACCAGUGGCUAAGGAGAUGCCACCAUUCAAGGGGAUUAUUACAGACCUGGGCUACGGGAAUCAGGUUCCAACACGCCUGGGGAGCCAAAAUGUCCGGUUAGAGAUGGAAGGCUUGUGUACGGAGAACCCCUGUGAAAAUGGAGGCAGUUGCAGAAUGGCUGACGGUGAAGCUUACUGUGACUGCUCCAAAACAGGAUAUGUAGGUCGUUACUGCAAUGAAGCUGUGAACAAAACCCCUGGUAAGUGA
This is a messenger RNA of Sinocyclocheilus rhinocerous, 1277 nucleotides long. RefSeq names its product neurexin-3b-like. NCBI's taxonomy places the organism in Eukaryota, Metazoa, Chordata, Actinopteri, Cypriniformes, Cyprinidae. Bases 555 to 1277 code for a protein of 240 amino acids. The record is from RefSeq and is a predicted model, not a curated record. The transcript is spliced from 3 exons.